CAUAUUUUCAGAACUGAUUGAAAACUCAAUGGAACACUUUUCGUUUUUUUGUUUCAAGAUUUUAACUAGUACCGUUCACCAGUUUUCCAGAUAAAUCGGUUUUUCAUUUGACUACAUGCACAUUCAGGUGAAAAAAAUCACUAAGCCAGUAUCAUUAUGGACCAUCGAUAUGAUGUCAGACAGUAUGUUAGUUCCGUCCGUACAAAAGAAUCGUCGAUUUAUUCGUUCAAAUUGGUUAGAAAUGUCUUAGAUAAAAAAGAACGACAGGGUCGACUAUUUGUCAAAGUGCCCACCAUAAAUAAACCAGACUUUUAUGCUGCACGUCUUCGCUUUACUUUUCACUUGUUCAGCAUUCGUACCUUGAAAUGUAUUCAGCAGUUUCGGUUUUAAUUUUUAUCAUGCAACACACCGAAUAUACAGUUUACAAAGCUUUCUCUUUCAUUACUUUUGUCAUUUUUAUCUACUUUGUCUUGGAAAUAACGUUUGAAAUAUUAAAAAUUUUUCAUUAACUCAUUCGGAAAUUUAAUAGAAUUAACUAAAAAUGCAAUUCAAAACCGCUGUUAACCUAGUUGCUGUUUGUAAAGAAUCUGUACGAGAACAACCUUCGUCAGUUCUUAUCAUAACACACUCAGUUUUCCACAAACCAUUUUUAAGGAUUCUGUUUCCUUGACUAAUAAAGGUUAUUUUGUGACCCCCCAGAAAUGUACAGCGUAUGAUAUAUAAUUCAAUAAGAAAAAGAAAAGUAACGAUUAUUUAUUUUUUUAUGAAUAUCAAACAGUCGCUGUUGUUUUAACUGAAACUUGAAUGGAUUUUUAAUUAAAUAAAAUUAUAUAUAUAUGUUCGAAUUCUUUCCAUAUUAAUAAGAAUAUUCACUGUCAAAAGUAAAUGUUGUCGAUGUACCAUAUGAUAAAUUUCUUCUUUCACCUACACCUGUUACUAUUUAAAAUUACAAUUCAUUAUCGAUAAAUCUAUCAUGCUGUUUUUAGAGAUCUUUUAGAAUAAUCAAACAAUUUGCAUGAAGAACAAAAAGAAUCUCAAUUAUUCUCUUUUUUUAAAUAAUUGGAGAAAUACAAUUUAAUUGCAUUUGUCAGGGCUCAUAAGAUAAAAAUCAAAAUCAGAAUAAAUUCACAUAUUUUUGAACACAUUGACAUACUCUUCGGUAUUUGGAAGAGAUGAAAAAUCUACUCAAUAAACGUGUGUCAGUACUUCGUGUACCGAGAACUGUACAGGUUAGUCCUGAACACAACGAUGAAUUUUCUCAUGAUGAGGUCGAAACAAUCAACAAAAAUUCAGUUGAAGAUGAUAAUGUACCUCUAAAACAAGAUGAAGGAAAUAAAGUAAAACUACAAAAUGGAAUAAAAGUACCCAGAGCAGCGACACCAACACGCAAGGAAGUGCGCAAAACUAAUGAUGAACGAGAUGAUACAAAAUGGUAUAGUAGCAGCAGCACUGAACAGUACACUCAGUUACGAGAGAAUAAAGAAGUCGUUCGACAACAACCAACGAGCAGUGAUUUAUCAACACAAAUGGUUCAUCCACGGAUGGAAAAACCAUCGAUUAACAUUGUUGAUAAAGAGGUGACUCGUCCUUGGUUGAAAAAAUGGACAAACAAUAAUCGAUGGCAACAUAAUUUGUGUUCAUGUUGUGAUGAUUUUAACAUGUGCUGUUAUGCAUGUUGGUGCUGGUAUUGUUUCAAAUGUGAUGUGUCUACAGCAUUGGAUGAAAAGUGUUGUAUUUGGUUUGGAAAUUGCUCACCAUUGAUGCAAUUGAGAACAAAAUUCAGACAACAAUAUGAAAUUAAGGGUUCAAUCGCAGAAGAUUGUUGUGUGGCUGAAUUUUGUUCAUUUUGUGUAGCAUUACAACUGGCUAAUGAAGCACGAGAUUAUGGCCAUCGAGUUUACUGUUAA
Messenger RNA from Didymodactylos carnosus, 1907 nucleotides. Lineage: Eukaryota; Metazoa; Rotifera; Eurotatoria; Philodinida; Philodinidae. The record is from the annotation of a GenBank genome assembly.